AUGAACGGUAUAAUAUUCGUCGUGGAGUCAUGGACAUGUUGGGCCAUAGCCGUCAUAUUCAUUGCAUUGAGGAUUUUUGGGCGAGUUUCGAAAUUAGGUUGGAAGCAACUCAAGCUAGAUGAUGGCCUCAUGUUUUGCGCUUUGUUCGCAUACACAGCUGAAGCGACCUCAUCGCAUUAUCUCUCGGCUCGCUGGUUAGGUUAUUCAAAUAGUGGAAUGACAGAGACAGAGCGCGAAACUUUAGAUCCCAAUUCAAUAGAAUGGUCAUAUCGAGUCAACGGGGCCAAAACUCAUAUUUGGGAUUGGAUAACCUAUAUUUCGUUAAUGUGGUUGUUAAAGGCAUGCUGGAUUGCCUAUUACGCUCGUUUGAUUGCAGCUGCUGCCGAGAAAAGAUCAUUGCGGCGCAUUACAAUAGGAUACGUGGUGUUGGGUGUUACUUAUCUAUCAGCUAUCUUGGUAGUAUUUUGCAAAUGCAUGCCUUUGAAGAAACAAUGGCAAAUUUACCCAGAUCCAGGAAACCUCUGUUACCCUGGAAAUUCUACAUUUCAAAUGGCUUUCGUCAUGUCUCUUAACACACUUACGCAUAUGUAUAUCUUGGUCAUACCUCUACCUUCAAUCCUUGCUACAAAGGGUAUGUUACCAUACCAGAAAGUAUUUAUUCUAGUACUUUAUAGUGGCGGAUUUCUCGUGACUGCCUUUGGAAUCUUACGUUGUAUUUCCAUUUUGACCGAUCUUGGAACGACAACCUCAGUAGGUCAAUGGUCCCUCUGGGAAUCAUUCCUUGCAGUCCUCGUAACAAACCUCCCCAUCAUCGGACCCCUCAUCAAAAGCUCCAGCCACCAGCUCCGCAGCCACUCAACCAAAAUCUCCUCUUACGAUGGCACUUCGCCUUUCAACCGUAGUACGGAUGUGGAACUGAACGAUAUAAAUUCGCCGCAACAUCCCUCAAAAUCACGAGGAAAAAAACCAUCUUUGAUUUCAAGAACUAAAGAAAUAGGAGACUGGGACGACGACGAACAAAUCAUGGUUCCGAAACCUACACUCGGUCGAAACUAUACGAAUGCGAAAAUUGCUGCGCCAAGUCAUCAUCAUGAUGAUGUUGGGGGUGAAGAUACACAUCAACAUCACCCCAUACGUACACAUAGUCAGAAUGAUUCCAAGGAAGAUGGUCUGAUAGCGGCAUUAUCAGGAUUGGAUCUGGUGCCGAAGAAAGAGAAAAAUAAUAUGAUCACGACGGUGCAGGCGGGGUAUGGAAAUCAUCGGCGUUGGAAUUGGAGUCGGGAGGAGAGGGAGAGGGAAAGGGAGGAGGGAGAAGAGGCGUUGGAGGUGCAGGAGGGGGGUAUUAGAGUAGUGCGGGAAUUUAGGUAUACAAAUAGUGCGGGAGCGACUUAUGGGGGGCCUGUUGCUGGUCGAUAG
This is a messenger RNA of Sclerotinia borealis F-4128, 1416 nucleotides long. NCBI's taxonomy places the organism in Eukaryota, Fungi, Ascomycota, Leotiomycetes, Helotiales, Sclerotiniaceae. The record is from the annotation of a GenBank genome assembly.